Messenger RNA from Colletotrichum siamense, 2073 nucleotides. RefSeq lists its product as uncharacterized. NCBI's taxonomy places the organism in Eukaryota, Fungi, Ascomycota, Sordariomycetes, Glomerellales, Glomerellaceae. The transcript has 4 exons. The record is from RefSeq and is a predicted model, not a curated record. The coding region runs from base 1 to 2073 and encodes 690 amino acids.
AUGGAAUCUGAGGAAGAACUACACUCCAGCAAGCCAUCCCCUCCUGUGGACGUUCAUGUCGACCCCAAGAAUCGUCGAGAUAUCACAUUGCACUUGGACAUGGAUGUGACUGAAGAUAUAGAAGAAGAGCUCGAACAGUUCUCGAAGUUAAGACGAAUCGGGCACUUCAAUGAGGCAAAAAGAUAUUUCGAGGAGCACCUCGAAAACUGCAUCGACAACGCAUACGUCUUGGACCAAUAUGGUCAAUUCUUAUUGGAGAUUUCAGACAUCCAUACGCUCACCAAAUUGGCAAGGGAGUACCCGCCAGGAAAUGUAGAGAAGGUCGCAUCUGCCAACUGGUUUCUUGUUUGCGAGCGAGCCCUUCAAUUGAAUGACGAUGUUUGUCCGCAAGAUAAAUUGCAACAGGCGCCAGACCUUCGGAAGUUGCUUACAAACUGGCCAAAACUGGACUCUACUGAAUUGCAAUGUCUCAUCAACGACCUGCGUGUUGUCAAACACGGGGAGCAUACCGCAGAAGAAUAUGGUGAGCUGUACGCACAUCUCCACCAUGAAGAUCGCAUUUGGGACUUCAGAGACCUGUGUUACGGGCUUCUGGCUACCAAGUCGCCAGAGGAAACGAUUCAUUGCCUUUUGAACAAAUAUUUGUCCUCGCAGAACCAGAACACAAAAGGGGCUAUUCAAGUUAUUCAACAGCACUGGGCAGGAGCUGCCGGAGAUGAAGUGACAUCCUUAGCUUUAUUGGAUAUCUUCACAGCGUUCGCCAUGUGGGCCCUGGCCCAAGCCAUCAAGCGGUAUGUCCAUGGAGAUUCAUUGGAGGACUCCGAUGAGUUUCGGGCCGCCAAAAUGUAUCUAAGGAUCUCCCACGACUACGCCACUGAAGUGCUGCGCCAGAACCCCCUUAAUCUGAAGUCUCGGCCCUACCUGCAAUGGGUUGCUACCAAAGUCCUAGUGGAGAAGAACACCGAUACAGCCUGCUGUGGGCAAGCUGCUCUUACGAAGUAUCUUUUCAAGCUGCGAGGGGGAACCCAGAUCAGGGCGGGUGCAUUUCGUGGACUUCUAGGCUUUUAUGACACUGUUGUCUACACGCCAAUCGAAGACGAGGCUCCGGAAUGGCAGCCGGAUGCUUCAGUCACCUUUUCAUACGGGCAGGAGAAGGCGCUCCUGAUGGUUGCAAGAAAUGCGAGAGACCUUGGCGAUGUCUUGUUGGAAGCUGCUUGCCUACAGCAGCUGGGAUACUCAUCACCGAAUCCUGGGGGAUAUUCGAUCGACUUGUGCAACUUAUGGCGCACCGUGGGGAAUCGGACGGCUCUAUUGAGGGCCUACCUUUAUCGUUACAUAUUGAAGCGAUCCCCAGACGGUAGCAAUGAUUUGCGGAGCGACCUUCUAGAGUUUGGAGAUGCUGAAUGUGACCCCAACCUACAGGAAGCCCGGUUCAUGAUUCUCCGGGCACUGUCAACUAGGUCAUACGAAAAGACGGUCUAUCUCAAAAGGGCACAAGAUCUGAAUGAUGAAACACAACAUAACCCGCAUGACGAAGAGACGCCUCCGCAGCAUCCACACGUCGAAAAAACACAUCCAGCUAAGAAAAACGCUCGACAAACCAGCAAUCACGCCAUAAAAAGCAGCAUUCACUACGGCAAUUCCCUCUCAUUUGAGCUUCUCUCCAGCGAUGAUGAAGACGCUGAUAACGAUAGCUCGUCGUCUGUGGGAAGCCAGAGGCAAAGCCUACGUACUGAACAACGUCCAAGAAGACUGAUAUCAGCAAACCUUUCCAACGAGGCUGAUCAAGCUGAAUUGAUGCCUCAGAAGCCUGCGACAAACAUCUUGCCCGCAAGGCGUGACUCUAUGGAGACGAGCAAGGACAUUGAGCAUAGAGAAAAGAGUGUUCUUGACCCUGAUAGUCGGCCCCUGAUGAACAGGUUCAGAUAUAGUGAGAGCAACAUCGACUCAGUGGACGAUCAAAACGAGAAACAACGCGAGGAAGAGAGAAAUGACAAUGCGGAUAUCGUUGGGAAUGAGGUCGAGAGUCUUCAUCUUCACGCCUCUGAUGAGGGGAACCCGGACGAUUUGUAA